Haemonchus placei is the source of this 309-nucleotide messenger RNA. NCBI's taxonomy places the organism in Eukaryota, Metazoa, Nematoda, Chromadorea, Rhabditida, Trichostrongylidae. The record is from the annotation of a GenBank genome assembly.
AUGAUAUUCAUCAUAUUGCCAGUAAAGUCACUUAAAAGGUUUAUAGCGCCAUCAGAAUGGGGUAUUGGAACGAAUAGCGUCAUGAUUGAUGGCGAGACGUUAUCUAUCAUUCGUUGGAAGGCGUCAUUUCUCGACGUUGUCCAGGAAGAGAGAAUAUGUGUAGCGAUGGAGGCCCGAUUUCUCAGCUUGAACCACGGAGCGGCGUCAGACGUGGCGGACGGCCGGCUGGCGGCACCACCAACAAAAACCCCCAGCUCACCACGAAAACCUCCCCCGAUGCUUCAUAUCGCACUGACGAAAAAUCUCUAG